UUUCUUGUUAAGCGUCAAACUUGAAGAGGAAACAUGCAGCGACUCUUUAUACUCACGCUCAGCCUGAUACCAUGGAUCCCAGCUGUUCUCUGCUGGGUGACCACUCAAAAGGAGUUUAUUGGCCCGGAGGGUGGAUCCCUCACUGUCCAAUGUCGAUAUGGUUCUCACUAUGCUGACCAUGUCAAAUACUGGUGUCAUGGGGGGACGAGAAUUUUCUGCGAGAUCCUGGCCCGAACUGACGAGACCUCCUCGGCCAAGCCAAGUGAAGACAAAGUGAGCAUUUUUGACGACCCGGCCCGGUUGAUGUUCACAGUGACCAUAAACGACCUGAAAGAGACGGACUCUGGGUGGUACUCGUGUGGUGUGGAAUUAGCAUCAAGGGCUGAUGACGUGGCUUACACUGAAGUGAAAGUGUUUCAUGGUGUGUCAGUUGUGAACAGCAUGGUGAGUGGGGAAGAAGGAAGUAGUCUCACGGUUCAAUGCCUUUACACUCAGAGAUUCAGACUAAGUGAGAAGAAGUGGUGUCGGAGCGGAGACCCGAGCUCCUGUCUGUCGACAGGGAGUUACGAAGAUACUUCAGUGACCAUCAGCGAUGACAGAACUGGGGCUUUCACUGUAACCUUAAAGAAGCUGCAGAUGAGAGAUGCUGACUGGUAUUUAUGUUCUGCAGGGCAGCAGCAAGUAGCCGUACAGGUUCAGGUCAGACCACACGGCUCUACUAAGCCCGUGACAUCCCCACCUACUCCGAGUCAGCCCUGGAACCGUUACCGUUACAUGUUGGAGUCUAUAGUGGGGUGUUCGUCUCUCCUGCUUCUAGUGGGCUUGGCUGUAUUGGCAAGAAAGAUACUGCGCAAGAAGGCUUCUUCACGCUUUAAGCAGACGGAAGAGAUAUUCCCUGAUAAUCCAAAGGGCAUGAGAGACCUGCAACGAAGCAAGUAACACAUUAAGUGUUUGACAACAAGGGUACAAUGAACCUACUUGCUUACUAAGAUCAUUUUGUGAAUUGUUAAUUGUUACUCUUUGUAACUGAAUGUAAUUUUUCUAUUAAUUUGCCACAUAGAACAUAUGGUCUUUGGUCCAGUUUUUUUACCAAACCAAACCACGUCUGAACAAAGCUAUAUGUUCUGCUUCCUGCAAUAUAAAUUUGGCACAUUAUAGACUUGGCUUAUAUAGACUCAGUAUUUUAGACUCAA
This is a messenger RNA of Maylandia zebra (zebra mbuna), 1193 nucleotides long. Its product is annotated as CMRF35-like molecule 8. The record is from RefSeq and is a predicted model, not a curated record. Gene Ontology annotation, cellular component: plasma membrane. Gene Ontology annotation, molecular function: transmembrane signaling receptor activity. NCBI's taxonomy places the organism in Eukaryota, Metazoa, Chordata, Actinopteri, Cichliformes, Cichlidae.